Alternaria alternata is the source of this 837-nucleotide messenger RNA. RefSeq lists its product as hypothetical. The record is from RefSeq and is a predicted model, not a curated record. Bases 1 to 837 code for a protein of 278 amino acids. The transcript is spliced from 4 exons. NCBI's taxonomy places the organism in Eukaryota, Fungi, Ascomycota, Dothideomycetes, Pleosporales, Pleosporaceae.
AUGCCUCAUAAUGGCAAUACAAAUGGCGAUUCAUCUAAGUUGGACAAAGAGAAGAACCUCAUCAAGAAGCGCCUCGCCUUCAUUCAAGGCACGCGAGAACAUAGCCCAGCAACACGAACAAUCACCGCUACUCGAACAGCCAGCCGCUCUCCAAGCGACAGAGGACAAGCACAAGCAAGUCAACAAGAGGAUGAUGAAGAAACUGAGGAUGAGGACACGGCGCGCCACGAUCGACCCGUGGCAGAGAAAGCAAAGAAGAGGGCCAUACCGAAACUUCGGCCUUCGACGCAACGACACGACAAGAAUGCUACCACCGACUCUGAAACUAGGAGGUCGAGAGCUCCACCGGUGGAGAAUUAUAACACGUCGGCCCAAAAUGAACCUCACGAUGACCGUCGCACACACAAGUCAAGGGAAGAGAUCGACAAACUGGACACACACAGCCAGCAUCCAGCUAGUGACGAAUACGAUGAAGAGCACGAAGAUUCGACCGAAACACCAACUCAAGAACUGGCGAGACUCGGGUUGGUAGCACAGGACAAUGUCUUCAAGGGUUUAACUCUUGAACAGCUGGCGGUUAGAAAUGAUAAUCUAGAUCCUACAGCUCAACCCCGCCGCGGUAACACGAGGAGAAAGCUAGCAGUAAUUGCUAAAGAGGUCCAUCCGCGCGUGAAGAGACCCGAAGACUUGACACGGUUAGUUUUCCUGGCGACCCUCGAUACUCAGACGUGCAGGAAUAUCGUCUCGUACAUUGUCCCAGAGUUCGUCACGACGCCAGGGACAUCGUGGAUCCCGGAGAUGGCUGUUAACAAGGUGCGGACAAACAACAACCGAUAG